Molecule: messenger RNA, 3003 nt
Organism: Cheilinus undulatus (humphead wrasse)
Lineage: Eukaryota; Metazoa; Chordata; Actinopteri; Labriformes; Labridae
Gene: gpatch1
Product: G patch domain containing 1
Exons: 20
Coding region: 11-2893 (960 amino acids)
Biological process (GO): mRNA processing
Cellular component (GO): nucleus
Molecular function (GO): RNA binding
Source: RefSeq, a predicted model, not a curated record
GAUAAACAACAUGGCGUCCGACAGUGAUAGCGAAGAGGAUUUUGUGACUUAUGGGACUCCAUUGGAACCUCUGGAAGAAGAUGAGCCACUAAAGAAACCUGUUCCACUGCACGAUCAGACGGUGAAGGACGAGAAGGGGCGAUAUCAGAGGUUUCAUGGAGCAUUCACUGGAGGAUUUUCAGCCGGUUAUUUUAACACAGUUGGCACAAAGGAAGGCUGGGCCCCAUCAACGUUUGUUUCAUCUAGGCAACAGAAGGCUGAGAAACAUCAUGCCAGACCAGAGGAUUUCAUGGAUGAGGAGGACUUUAGCGAGCAUGGCAUCGCUCCCAGAGAGAUCACCACCAGUCAGGAGUUUUCGUCCAGUCGCAGAGAUGCGGUCAGAGAGAAGGCAAGGGCUGUUAAUGCUCAGGUGGCCUUGAUUCCUGGAGACACUCUGCUGGAGGAGUUGAUAGCACCUGCCAGGUCAUCCAUUGGGGUGGAGCUGCUGAGGAAGAUGGGCUGGAAGGAGGGUCAGGGUGUUGGGCCUCGGGUAAAGAGGAAAGCUCACCGACAGCGGACUGAUGGAGUUUCCAGAGUUUAUGGCUGUGCACUGCCCCCUACAGGAUCGGAGGACUCAGAGGACGAUGAUGAUGACGAAGAAUUUGCUCCAGAGAAUGUCACCUUUGCACCAAAGGAUGUGACUCCAGUGGACUUCAAUCCUAAAGUGGGGGUUCAGGGCCUGGGGUACCGUGGUCUGGACCCAGGCCUAGCCCUGCUGGGCAGAGGAAGUGCUGAACACAUCGACCUGUUCAGUCCGUAUUCUGAGAAGAGGAGUCGGCUGAUUGGAGAAGCACAGAGGGGAUCUCGGAGAGGAGGUGUGGCUGGACAGGCGUUUGGGAUUGGGGCCCUUGAAGAUGAUGAUGAUGAAGAUGUUUACCAUAGAGACUCCAUGUCCAAAUACGACAUGGUGCUGGGAGGAGAGGAGCCUGGAGACAGCCUGUAUGGCUGGACAGCUCCACAGGAGUAUAAGAAGAAAAGAGAAAAAAACAAAGAUGCUUCAUACCUCGGCAAAAUUCUGGAGGGAUUUACUCUGGCCCAGAAACCAGCAGAAGAAAAAACUAUCUUCCCUCCCCCUGAUCUGCCCCGGGACUAUCGUCCUAUCCAUCGUUUCCGUCCACCCGUAGAUAUAAGGCAUCUUUCAGGAGUCAGCCCUGCUCUGGCUGAGGCUCUGAGGACCUCCAGGGGCCACAUGGUCAAAGAAGAGCCUGAGCAAGGACGUCACCAAUUGGACUCCAGCCACCGGAGGGCGCUGCUGGGAGAAGACGCUCUUCAAGGUCCCAGUUCAGUUAUGGAGCUGCUAAGGCCUGAAGACAGGGAGCGACUGCAAAACCUCCGAAACUCCUCCACUGUACCCGCUACCAAAGCCCCCACCCCUCUUUCCCAUGAUACCUUGCAGUCAGCCACGACAUUGGCGGGGUCACAGGCAGCGAAGGUAGCUGGCUGCUGCAGCGUCCAGCAGCAACAGGAGGCUCUGGCAGCAUGGAAAGGAGUCCAGUCCACAUCACAGACCUUCAGACCGUUUGAGAAGAACCCCAGCAAACAGGCACGCUAUGAGAUGUACCUGAAUCACCUGAAACAGGGAGACAAAGAUGCCCUGGAGCAGAGUUUGGACCCGGCGGCAACAGAGUGGGAACGCAGCCGGGAGAGGGAGGAGUUUGUCCGAGCCUCCAUCUUGUACAGACCCAGCUCUUCUACCCUCUCUUCUCGCUUCACCCGUGGUAAACAAGAGGAGGACGAUGACAGCGUGGAGGUCAACAUGGAUGAGGAAGGUAAUGUGGAGGACAAACAAGCAGCUGCAAAGAUGAAGAUGUUUGGAAAACUAACCAGAGAGACUUUUGAGUGGCAUCCUGACAAACUGCUCUGCAAGAGAUUCAACGUUCCCGACCCUUACCCCGGGUCCAGUACUACAGGUCUGCUAAAGGUGAAGAGAGACAAAUUUUCAGUUUUCAACUUCCUGACUGUGGCCGAUAGCAGGGACCUACAAGCUCCUCCAAAGCCUCCAGAGUCUGGGAAGAGAUCUCGAUGGGACAUCUCAGGCCCAAAAAAAGAGGAAGCAAAGACAGAAGACCCACUGAGUGAGCUCCUAAGCUCUGCAAGAAACCAAUCUGAAUCCAAACCUGAAAAUGCCUCCAUGUCUUCCUUACCUCUCGUCAUCAGUACCAACCAUCAAACUCCAGAAAACAGAGCAGAGGAGACAGCAGAUCAGGAGGUGAGAAAAGAAGGUGAUGCAGAGGAAGCGGAGGAGGAAGAGGAGGAGAUCAGGCCUCCGAUGGAUCUGUUUAAGGCCAUCUUUGCUGGCUCCUCUGAUGAGAAGUCCUCGUCUUCAUCAGAGGGAGAGAGCGAGGGUGAGGAGGAAAGUGCAGACACAAAGAAAGACCAGGUCCAAGUGCAGCCGCAGUCAAUUAACCUUUUCAUUACGAACUCAUCCUCCUCUGUUGCCACAUCCAGCACUGAUUCCAGCACCACAUCACGCCAAUUGACAGCUGUGAGUUCAACUCAGAAUCAGGCACAAGAGGAGGAGGUGUUUGGUCCGAAGCUACCCCAAGCUUCAGCUGGUCUUUCCAGAGACGUUUCCACUCCCGUUUGUUCCCAAGUCGAGGGGAAACCAAGCAAGAAAAACAAAGAGAAGAAGCACAAAAAUAGGAAGCACUACAAACACAAGAAGGAAAAAAAGAAGAAGAAACCCAAGAAACACAAGAAGCACAAAGGGAAACAGCAGAAAAAGAGCAGGAAGGAGACGUCUAACAGCAGCUCAGAGGACAGUGACGAGGACAACAAUGGAAGAGAUGGGAAGUUGUCCCCUGAGGAGCUGCUCAGAAGACUUAAAAGCAUCAAGUCAUAUCAGACCUGGUGAAGAAGCUGAAGUGUCCUCUGUGAGGAAGAAGAAACACAUCAGUCGUCCCCGUCUUCUCUACUGGAAGUUGUUUUUUUUUUUUUUAACAAAGCAUUUUUUAAAUUUGAAUA